Sorghum bicolor (sorghum) is the source of this 1505-nucleotide messenger RNA. RefSeq names its product ferredoxin--NADP reductase, embryo isozyme, chloroplastic. The record is from RefSeq and is a predicted model, not a curated record. The coding region runs from base 170 to 1315 and encodes 381 amino acids. The transcript is spliced from 6 exons. Gene Ontology annotation, molecular function: oxidoreductase activity. Lineage: Eukaryota; Viridiplantae; Streptophyta; Magnoliopsida; Poales; Poaceae.
UGCUUUUUCUUCAGGAGUGUUCGGUUCUCUUUUCCAAACGGUCAACAAGCCCGUCCCUCUCCUCCCCGUGACCCGUCGCUCGCCUCCGGCCUCCCCAACCCCAAAGUUCAGUUCCCUGCCGCAGAUCAAAACCCUAGCAAACCCCUCCUCCCACGCGGCUCGGUCGGCCAUGGCUUCCCCCGCGCUCGGAUCUCAGGUGGCCGCCGCUGCCUCGGUGCCCGUCGGUUCGGAUUGUUGCUUCAAGGGCACCGCGCUCAAGGGUAACAGUAAUCUAAACUUCCGGAACAAGCCAUGCAUUGGGAUGGCACUAGCAUGGAAAAACAAGACCCAACAAUCGCGACAUCUGAACAAGGUCUUCUGCAUGUCUGUUCAACAAGCAAGCAGAAGCAAAGUUGCUGUUAAACCCAUUGAGCUGGAGAAUGCAAAGGAGCCACCACUUAACUUAUACAAACCAAAGGAACCUUACACGGCCACAAUUGUCUCUGUUGAGAGGAUUGUAGGACCCAAAGCUCCUGGUGAGACAUGCCACAUUGUCAUUGAUCAUGGUGGCAAUGUUCCGUACUGGGAAGGACAGAGUUAUGGUGUCAUUCCUCCUGGAGAGAAUCCAAAAAAACCUGGAUCUCCAAAUACUGUUAGGCUCUAUUCAAUUGCUUCUACAAGGUAUGGUGAUUCUUUUGAUGGAAAGACAACAAGCUUAUGUGUUCGUCGUGCUGUUUAUUAUGAUCCUGAAACUGGAGAGGAAGACCCCUCAAAGAAAGGUAUCUGCAGUAACUUCCUGUGUGACUCAAAACCAGGGGACAAAGUUCAGAUCACAGGCCCCUCAGGCAAAAUAAUGCUUCUUCCCGAAGAUGAUCCAAAAGCGACUCAUAUCAUGAUUGCCACGGGGACUGGUGUUGCUCCUUACCGUGGCUACUUACGUCGUAUGUUCAUGGAAGAUGUCCCAACUUUCAAAUUUGGUGGUCUGGCUUGGCUCUUCCUUGGUGUGGCUAACUCUGACAGCCUUCUCUAUGAUGAAGAGUUCACAAACUACCUUCAGCAGUAUCCAUAUAAUUUCAGGUAUGACAAAGCACUAAGCAGGGAGCAGAAGAACAAGAACGGCGGCAAGAUGUACGUGCAGGACAAGAUUGAGGAGUACAGCGAUGAAAUCUUCAAGCUGCUAGAUGGCGGUGCGCACAUCUACUUCUGCGGUUUGAAGGGGAUGAUGCCUGGGAUCCAGGACACGCUCAAGAGGGUGGCUGAGCAAAGAGGCGAGAGUUGGGACCAGAAGCUGUCACAGCUGAAAAAGAACAAGCAGUGGCACGUGGAGGUUUACUAGUAGGUUAUGAAACGCCAAAGGAUUGUGAUUGUUUCGGCGAGUGAGGUGAGAAACUGGACAUAUGAUUGAACGAUUGUUGUGGUGAUGUAACAUUGUCGACUUUAUUCAUAAGCUUCUGCUCCAAAUUGUGAAUAAAAUGAAGCAGACGGUUUUUAUAAUUGUUACUAUCUAUCGGAGAGCAUUACCGGUA